CCCGGAUCUAUAUUUCUAUAUUUCCCAGUCGCCCUUAAAAAAAGUUCAGAUUGAUCCCAUCAAGGCAUCAAGCUGUUUUUCGUCACAAUUUGGGGCGAAAAAUUAUAAGAACCGAGAACCCUAACAGAACCGUUAUUAUGCCUCCUCGCCGUCGCCGUCGCCGUCAUCCUCGCCCACCGUCGCCUUCUUCGUCGUCAUCUUCAUCAUCAACCUCGUUAAAAGAGUUUAGAGAGCAAGUUUAUUACACUGUUUUCCCCGAGGGACGUCCUUACCGUGAUCUUGUUGGUCCUCCUCCUUCACCUCCUUAUUCGAAUUCCUCUUUUAUCGUGCCCCCCAAUAGACCCUCUAGGCCUCAACCUUGUGUCAUACACCCACACCCACUCUUUCCCGGGGUUUUUGUUGCUGCGGAUCAUGAUCAUGACGAGUCUUGUAACAAGGUCCUUUACACUAGAAAUCUGGUACCCGGUGUUCAAUCUCGAGACCAAGACGAUGUCGUUUUCUCUGUUCAGGAUGAGGACGGGCAAACAGUGGAGUAUAGAGAAUGGGAUCCAUUUAAGUCCAGAUUGGCUUCUGCUAUUCUUUCUGGUAUCCAAAAUAUGUGGAUUAAACCUGGUUCACGUGUCCUCAUACUCUACUCACGGGAUGAUCAACAAUUUGGAAUCACAAUAUCACACAUCUCUGAUAUUGUUGGCCCUCAAGGUAUGGUGUAUGUAGUAGAGACAGAGACAUCCAAUCACGACACUCUUUUGAACAUGGCAGACAAACGGGGCAAUAUUGUGCCAAUUGUUUAUUGUAUGAGUCCGGAUCCAAUGCGAUACCGCAUGCUUAUUAAUAUGGUGGAUGUAAUGUUUGCUGCUCCUGAUCGUCCAGAAGAGGUCCACAUGGCAUAUUUGAACUCUCAGUAUUUUCUUAAAACCGGUGGACACUAUAUGCUUUAUGUCCAGGGUCAUACUAUGGAAUCAACAAAUCGUGGUGAUGGCUUGUUUAGUUCCAUGAGCAAAGUUGUACAGGUUCAGUACCAGCGAAUGGAGCAAGUCACCUUGGAACCAUUUGAUAGAGAGCAUGUUUAUGUUAGUGGUGUUUAUCGCACGAUGGAGAUUGCUGAGAUUGAUGAAAGUUGUCUAGUAAGCAGCAAGUUUUGGACAUCACAAGAUUCAAAUAGCGGUGCUGGGAGGCCUCUCAGUCUUUAUGAAAAGCAAAAGAACCUGCCCGUAUUUAUGUUGUUUGAAUCAUCAUUCGGAUACGUUCUCUUCCGAGCUCAUGACGUGUAUAAAGUUGAGAGAAACUAUGUAGCCACUGAGAAGUAUAUCAAAAGUUUCGAUAAAUCUUAUGAAUUUGUUGCGAGUCAUACUUUUGAGUCUACUGAUGAAGCUCUGAUGUACCUCACUGCUGACUACAACGACACACUGCCUGAGAAAUUGAUGGAGUUCCUGGUGCUACAUCUUCCACCACCAAUGGAAGGUGAUGAACAUUGUCUUUCACUUGCACUUUUUAACCCACUUAUGGAGGAUAAACUAGCAAUGGAUGCCAAAAUUGCUUGCUCAGCAAGUCCGUUUCACAUUGACAUUAUUCGUGGUGUGCGGAUGAAUCUUGACAAAUUCUUUAAGAACAUGAAGCCUGGGGACUUGGAAAAGGCCCAGCUGGAUCUCGCACGAAUUUGCAGCAGGCAAAAGCUUAAUUCACCAGACAAAAGAAAGUUGCUAAAGAAGAGAGGUCAUUUUCAGGCUAGAGCUCCAACCAGGGAAAACCCAAAGAGAAAGGCCCGGGCAGAUGCUAAAACUGAGAAUAGAUAGACAAGUGCAUUUGAUGAUGGAUUGCAGAAGCGUUGACAAGCUGCAUCUAAGAGGAUCUAUCAACAAGUUUUUCCUAUGAUCGCUUGCAGAAAUUUCUUAAUUUCCAAUAGUGAAGUUAGAGCUCGUGGGUUAUAUGUCAUUUCUUGUAUUAUCGUACUAAGCUCAUUGGAGAAUAUUUUAGACCAUGCAGAUAUACCUACUUUCUUCUAGUCUUCUACUUUUGAUUGAACAUAGUGAAGUUCUGUUCAAUGUUGUUGUCUAUGAGUAACUAAUUUUUCGUUGGCUCUAUAUUACUAGUUGCUAGUACUUUCAUGGAA
Messenger RNA from Daucus carota subsp. sativus, 2110 nucleotides. RefSeq lists its product as uncharacterized. Lineage: Eukaryota; Viridiplantae; Streptophyta; Magnoliopsida; Apiales; Apiaceae. Gene Ontology annotation, cellular component: small-subunit processome; box C/D methylation guide snoRNP complex; nucleolus. Gene Ontology annotation, molecular function: RNA binding; histone H2AQ104 methyltransferase activity; rRNA methyltransferase activity. The record is from RefSeq and is a predicted model, not a curated record. Gene Ontology annotation, biological process: rRNA methylation; box C/D sno(s)RNA 3'-end processing. Bases 138 to 1793 code for a protein of 551 amino acids. The transcript is spliced from 12 exons.